This is a messenger RNA of Strongylocentrotus purpuratus (purple sea urchin), 822 nucleotides long. Its product is annotated as peptidyl-tRNA hydrolase ICT1, mitochondrial. NCBI's taxonomy places the organism in Eukaryota, Metazoa, Echinodermata, Echinoidea, Camarodonta, Strongylocentrotidae. Gene Ontology annotation, cellular component: mitochondrial large ribosomal subunit. The record is from RefSeq and is a predicted model, not a curated record. The coding region runs from base 129 to 737 and encodes 202 amino acids. Gene Ontology annotation, molecular function: translation release factor activity. Gene Ontology annotation, biological process: mitochondrial translational termination. The transcript has 6 exons.
UUAUGUAGAUUUGUAUGCUAGUUACAAAACUGAGGAAUUUGGAUGAUAUUUGGUCACAACAACAACACAGAUAUUAAGCAUUUAUCGUGAAUUCAAUUCUGUUCAUUUCUUUCCAAGUGACGAGCAUCAUGAUUAGACGUGCUAGCUGCAUUCUUUGGCGUCAAAGGAACUUCUGCACCACCCAAAAUCGGCUAAACGUGGGACAAUUCCAGAGCAAUUAUAGUUUGAACAAAUUAUAUCCACACAGUGAGCAAGACAUCACAAUUUCAUGUAGAAAAUCACAUGAGACUGCAGAUCAGAACAUCGAGUCAAAGUUCAGUGGACAAAUUCCAGUUGAUAAAUUGCUAGUCAAGUACAGCAGGAGUGGUGGAGCAGGGGGUCAAAAUGUACAGAAAGUGGAAACGAAGGUGGAUGUCCGGUUUCUUGUUGCUACAGCAGAAUGGCUGCCUCAGAAUGUGAGAGAAAAAUUGCAAAUUCAGCAAAAAAAUAAAAUCAACAGCAGAGGAGAGAUGGUGAUCGUGUCGGAGCGAACGAGAUCACAGAUCAGGAACUUCAGCGACUGUCUACAAAAGAUCCGAGAUAUGGUAGCGGAGGCAGAGCGGAAACCUAAAGAGCCCAGCGAAAAGGACAAGGCUGUCAGGAGAAUAAGGGUGGAAUCUGCAAACAGAGAGCGAUUAAGAGGGAAGAAGGCGCACUCGGCUACCAAGCAUGAAAGACAGGUCUCCUUCGAUGAUUGAAUGACAUAUGAGAACAGUUCAUGGAAAACCCAUUGAAUCAAUCAUCACUGUAGGAGGGACUUUCAGACAAAACAUGUUUUCAUGC